This is a messenger RNA of Bombus terrestris (buff-tailed bumblebee), 8320 nucleotides long. RefSeq names its product RAB11-binding protein RELCH homolog. NCBI's taxonomy places the organism in Eukaryota, Metazoa, Arthropoda, Insecta, Hymenoptera, Apidae. Gene Ontology annotation, biological process: intracellular cholesterol transport. Gene Ontology annotation, cellular component: recycling endosome; trans-Golgi network. The transcript is spliced from 16 exons. The record is from RefSeq and is a predicted model, not a curated record. Gene Ontology annotation, molecular function: protein binding. Bases 415 to 3756 code for a protein of 1113 amino acids.
UGCUUACAAAAAAAAACGGAAAUUUAAUUUUACCUAUUAAGAGGAGUUAAUUAUGCAUUAUUUCGAUUCUUUAACGAUUUGACCUAAUUGAAUUUUAUAAUAUAGUAUUAGUCGCAUAAAUUUAUGUUAAUGUGAUAUACAAAUAGUUAAAUACAUUAUUGCGAGAGAUCUUUUAAGAAUUCAUGUGUUCAUAGUUGCCAGUUCAAAGGCGCUAGUUUACUGACAUCACGGAGGGUAACAUGGCUUUGUUGUCAUCUUAAAUGCUCUGCUGUGUUGCGUAGAGUCAAGUGAUUUCUAUUAAUAUACUUAAUCAAAUUAAUGAAAGCAUGGCACGCGCUUGAGUAGGUUACUAUUUUAUUCAUCAACCUAGAUGGACAUGUCAUUCUCUCUUAACGUUCGAACAAAGUGAAAGCUAUGGCUGGUGCUACACAAGAGGUUAGAGAUCCUCUGUCUACAGACAGUAAAGGGUGUGCGACUGUAAAACCAACGAUAUCGUAUGAAGAAAUUGCUACCAAGCUUUUAAAUGAAAAGCUUUUAUUAACGGCCUUGGAAUUACACGCAGAACUAUGCGAAGCUGGAAAAGAAUUACCUAUUUUAAGAGAAUUUUUUUCAAAUCCCAAUCAUUUUGAGAGUCAAAGUAUUAAGCCAGAACCAUAUACUCCUAUGCCUAGGUCCUCUAGUCAGGCUACUUUAGACUCACUUGAUAUGACCAGAUACUCAGAAGAUGGUGCAGGUGUUGAUGAGAGAGUAGCAAUUUUAGAAUUUGAAUUAAGAAAGGCCAGGGAAAGUAUUUCUGCUCUUCGUGCAAAUCUCACUGUAGUAACAGAGUCAGAAGGGACUACACCUGACAAAUGCUCUGAUAAGCAUCUUGUUACUGGAACACCUAUAAAACCUCAUGAACAAAGAGCUAUAAAUUUUCUUGUUAAUGAAUACCUGCUAGCAAGUUCUUACAAAUUAACAUCAAUUACAUUUAGUGAUGAAAAUGGAAAUCAAGAUUUUGAAGAUUGGCAAGAUGUAGGAUUGAAUAUCCCAAAACCAGCAGAAUUAUUACAAAUAUAUAGGGAAUAUAUGAAGGCAAAUGGAUAUGAUAAAUUACCUUCUGUAAGUGUUGGUGUGCAAACUGAUUUCUGUGAAUUAGAACCAGAAACAGAAGCAGAGAAGGAUGAGUUCAAAGAAAUGGUAAAAAAAGUAGAAGAACUUAAACAACAGACUGCAUUAUUAGAACAAGAAAGGUUGGACUUGCAACAAUUUAUUGCCACUUCGGAAAAUCUAUCUCAAAAUCCAAUUAAGCAAGGUAGCAGUGGAACGAUACAAACGAUAAAUUCGAAUUCUACUACUCCAGAUAAGUUUGAACUCCUUGAAACUCCAGCUCGUGAUACGUCGACAGUGACUCAAGAAGCCGAGGAAGACGACAGCGUUUCUGUUGUUGUUAGUCUUGGUGAAACAGAUCCUGGAGAUAAAGAAUGGACUAGAAUUCAAUUGCCUAGGGUGGACGUUACUGAAGGAUCAUCCAUCCUUCCAAAUCCGCCAUCUAGACAUUUACCAUUGAAAUUUAAAAUGGAAGUAAUAUCACAUUGUUUAGUAAAUGUUCCAAGUUCUGUAAUAUCGGCAGCAGAAGAAGUUUUCAAAAAUGGAGUUACGCGCGAUACUCUCGUUCAUAUUUUAGCACAAACGUUACCUCGCAUCGUACCCAAUGUUAUUUUAAAUAAACGCGAAGAGGUAAUACCAUUAAUGUUAAGUGCAAUUCGACUUCAUAAUGACUCUACAGAAAGGGAAAAAUUAUUACAAAUGCUAUUCAAUCUAAAGAAAAGGCCACAAGAAGAUGAAAGGCAAUUAAUUUUAGCUGGUUUCGUUGCUAUGGCUAAACUUGAAGAUGAACCAAUGGAAGGUGAAGAAAUAUUGACCAUUUGUUGGGAACAAAGUCAGCAUAAGUAUCCUGAGAAAAGGUUGCUAGCUGUUGAAUGCUGUUCUGUAUUAGCUCCAUACAUGUCAGUUGGGAUAAGAAAUUCUUUAAUGCUCUCCAUGCUUCAGCAAAUGUUACUUGAAGAUAAAGAUCCAACAGUUAGAGCUAGUGUAGUGAGAAGUCUUGCACUGUUGAUAGCUUUAAUGGAUGAUCCUGAUAAAUAUUUUCAGUGUGAAGAAUUAGCACUAACGGCACUUCAUGACACGUCAUCUAUCGUCGUUGACGUUGCAUCCUCUUUACUUUUACCCAUUUUAGCCCAGUGGGCACUCUGUCUUAAAAGAUUACAAACACAUUUAUUACCACGUAUAAUAUCUAAAGUAAAAAGUCAUUUAAAGUCUGGGUAUUCUCAACAUUCGCCUAACAAAGAUCAUGUUGACGAAGGAAGAAUAGUAUCAUCAAUCGCGGUACUACAAUAUUUACUUCCACAUAUGGUUAUCUGCAUUGCAGAUACUGAUUCUGUUAGAUCUUAUAUUGAGCAUGGAACACCAUCCGAUAUACCUGACGUGUUCCUGAAUUUGUGUCAUUCCAAUAUCGUCAAUCCAAAGCUAUUUUAUAAUGGAGAUGUAGAUAUAGGAUCUCUUCUAAAUACGUUUUUUGCAAAUACGUGGGAGAAUGAUUCAUGGGGAGAAUUAGAGUGGUUUACAAAUUCACUAGUAUUGGACAUUUUGGAAAUGGUAAAAUCUGUUGAAAGUACACAGGAGACCAUUUUAAAUGCUCUUUUAACAUAUAUUCAUUCUUUAUGUUUGGGUUUUGGGCGAUAUAUCACGCAAACACGGAUCCAACCGAUAGUCGUAUCCGAAGUAACUGAACUUGAGCAACAGUUAACGACUCUUGCAACAGAUAAAAAAAAUAUGAGUUUGACGUUAAUUCCAACAUAUUUAAUUAUAUUGUCCACUUUAAACGGUAUAGAUGUUUCUAAGUCUUUAAAACAGUUCCUUGUUGCUUUAUCUAUGAGUGGCACCAGUAUUACUAGUUUACAGAUCGCAAUCAUUAUGUUAUGUACUCAAGAACAUAUGCAAGAAUACGUCCUUAGUGGUUUAUGGGAUGGGGUAGUGCACCAAAGACCCAUUGUAAGAUGUGCAACCGCAACAUUAUUUGGUUGUGUAAUAGCUCACGUUUCCGAUCGGUUAGCAAGUGCUAAGGUAGUUCCUGCAAUUGUUACGCUCGUUAAUGAUCCUGAUAUAACUGUUCGAUCUGCUGCAAUUCCUUCUCUCGGUCGUUUAAUAACGGAAUGUAAAGUGAGAGAGAUGCGUGAUAAAGCACGUUUAACUUUAGAAACCAUUGCUAAAGAACCUCAAGGUGUUCCGCCUACUUUAGCACUCCCACUGGUUUCAACAUUAGCAUUUAUUGCCCCUAAUUGUCCUCAAAAUUAUAUAGAAGAUGUUAUAUCUACCCAAUUAAUGGGGAUAACUUCAUCGGCGUUGCAACAAGGUCGCAAGAUCGAUCUCAUUAGUGCUUUGGUCGAAGCAUAUUCUGUCUUGGUUUAUUGUCCACUGAGUAAUCAGUGUGUUUCUGGCGUAUUAUUGCCGGGAUUAAAAUAUCUUGAACAAUUGGUUAAUCAAUAUUUACCUCAACAGAAGGAAGCUGUUCGGUCGCUUUUGCGAGAAGCCGAAUCUCGGCAAGAUCUUUCAAAACCAAUGGAGAGAUCCUUAUCAAUGAGUUCUGGCCUCUCAUUAUCAAUGGCUACAGUAAAUGUAGGACAAGGUGUAGAAGACAUGAGACAAAGAGUGAGCAAAAUAUUUCAACAAAAGACUAGUUCACCAAGUAUGUCAAGUAUCUUUCGAAAGAAGUAAGAUCUUUUUCGUAUUCAUAUUUAUACACAAAUAUUACUUUUUAUCAUUUCAAAAUUCUAUAUUCUCUUUUCAUUGUUUUCAAAUUUUAUUUAUUCAUAAUCUCUGUUGUACUUACCGCAUGUAUAUGUAUUAUACGAUUAACGGUACAAGCGAUGCACAACAUUUACACCAAUCAGGAUAUAAUAUUAUGUAAGUAUUACUCAUUAUAAUCGGAAUACAUAUAAGUUUGAAGACAAAUAUUAUUGAAUAUUGCUGUAAUGAUGUGUGUGCCUUUUAAAAUGUAAUUUUAAAUCACGUGAAUUACGAAAUCUAACUGUUUGGAGAUAGAAGAAAAGUCAAUAGUAUAUUAAUUUUGUUUUUUAACUGCACAACUAAGUAUAACGUUAAAUACUAAAAUAGUUGCAAUGUUUUAUAUCGUUAUUUUUUUCAAGGCAUUGUAAUAAGUAGAAUGUUAUUAUAGUUUGUUAUUUUAUAUUUUGUGAAAUAUUUAUUAAAAUGAAUCUCACUACUUACUAACGCCGAUAAUUUAUGAACCGUAUAACGUUAUCGUGCUUCUACUAAAAAAAUUUUCAAAUAUAUUCUGCCAUAACACGACUACGAAUUUAAAAGUAAAGUUUUAAGAGUAUUUGCUAUAUUUUAAAUUAUAUAGAAAAAUAAUUAUAGGUAAAUUAACUAUGCAAGAAAUCGGUUGUGAUUAUUAAGCGUUGAAUGUCGGAAGAGAUAAUUUCAUUUUGUAUUACUGUUUGAUAUUACGAAGCAAAAUAGUCUUUAUUCUUAUCACGUUUAAGCAUUUUGUGUGAUAUUAUAGAUCUAUUACAAUUAGGAUAUAUGUAUGUAUAUUUGUACUUAAAUCGAUUACAUAAAUAUAAAUCAGAUAAUAUUAUCUUCUUCACUGUAAACGAAAGAAAGAAAAAAAUUAAUCAAAUUUAUUUAAAAUAGAUCAUAUCUUGUAAGAAUAUUUUAUUGUAUCUAUAUAUAUAUACAAUUACAUUUCCCGUAUAUACAUAUAUGUUGAUACACAUUACAUGUAUAUAAUCCAUGUAUACGUAUAUAUGUAUAUAUAUGUGUAUAUACAAUGAUCAAUAAUUUACUUCGUAUCUCUCGAUCAAUGUAUUACCGUUAUUUUACAUACAUAUAUGUACAUAUAUACAUCCGUAUACAUGCAUAUGUAUUUACGUUUAUUAAAUAUUAAAUACUGUAGCAUAUAUUAUUACCGUGCAAAGAAUAAAUUUUAUAGUAUAUUUAUUCUAAAUGCAUUGUCCUAAACAUAUUCGGUUUUCUUAGACAUAUUAGAAACUCUGGUUAUGUUUGUAUGAACCGAUGACUCGCCAACUGUUGGCCACAGUAUGUUUUAUUACGAUAUAACGCGCGAAACAUUCAAUAGCCUCCGAAUUAAUUAAUCGAUACCCUGAGCAAUCUAGAUAAUAGUUCUAAAUCUAAUUUUACUUUGCAUGGACAAUUUUCCCGCCGUGAUUCGUAAUUUUUACACGGGUUAGAUUUGGGGAAUUUGCUUACGUCUAAGAAACCUUCAGUGUAAUACUAUUUAUGUACAUGACUUUGAAUUUCAACGUGACAUUUUAAAAGGGAAGAAAGCUUUUCAGUAAGCUCUACGUGAGUAACAACGAUAAGUGUAUAUCUGUGAAUGAAAAUACAUAGUAGUUCUCUUUUAUUAUGCCUUGUUAUUCGAACGAAACAAAAAAACUAUAUCACAACUAUCGUAUGCGUAUGAACUGCGCAAUAAAUUAAAAAAAAGUCAACCGUUGUCUCCCUCUUUUUCAUGUUUCUAUAACUACGUGUUUUUUUGCAAUAUGAACUCUUGUAUUGAAAAAAUAGUACGAUAUAAAAGUUUAAAUUUUCAUAAAUUAAGUCGUAGUAAAAUAAAAAAUCAUUACAAUGCGAGUUAAAUAAUAAAUACAUAUCAUUUCCCUUCCUUACUUUCUUUUUUACUCUGGAUUUUAACGUUCCUUUCGAAAAUUGACUUCAUUCGUACGUGAUAAGUUCUUCUUCUAGGAUUUAAGGAAAAGAAAAAGAAAAAAGGAAGAAAAUUCAUGCUAUACAAACGCCAGACUCGUUUAACGCGACUUUUUAGUGAUCGGUGUAUAAUCUUCUCGUUCCGUACGUCGCUUGUUUAAUUCUCACGAAGACGACACUUCUUGCUUCGUCAACGAUAAUAAUACUAAAUAAAAAUGGCUAUCUAUUCGUUGAGAGGGUAGUAAUAUCAGCAAGAAUUGAACAAAUUUAUACAGGGCUGGAGCAUGCCUGAUUGAGAAGCGGCCUGCCACAGACACGGUGUGUUCUGUAUCUUCGAUGAGCAUGGAACGAGUUGAUGAAAUACUCUCAAAUAGUUUUUUUCCUCGUCUCGGGGUUACCAGCGAAUAUAUGACAGUAUUCUGCUCUUGCUGAUAAUGCUGCUAGUACGAAUUCUAUUCAAACAUAAUAGAGAACAAAGUAAUUACUGUUAUAAAGUCAAGAUAACUUUCUAUCUUAAUAUAGCAGCUUGGUUUAAGUAAAACAUACCAAAAUUUACUGUUGUAUCAGCAAAAUCGAUCUUUGCAUUCUGAAAAAUUUUAUCAGAUUCUUCCGUUGGCGUACUUAAUGAGAGUUUUAAAGCCUUUCUUAAUUCCAUUUUAUUGAUACAAGAUAAUGACUUGGUACCACAUACCUGUUGAUUAUGACGUAAAUAAUACGUAUAUGUAGCAGAUAAAUAAUUUAGGAGAUUAGUUUUCAUUGCUACUUACUUCGAACGCUGUUUCGAUUUUGUCUAGCUCCGAGUUUGCGGUUGUUGUAGCUAACACCGUGAAUAAAUAUUCUUCUAAAUCUAUUUUACCAUUUCCAUGCUGGAAUAGUUAUAGGAUGAGUAAGUGAUACGUUGUGUAUAACAGAAAGUGAAAUAUUGGUUAUAUUAGAAUUACAUAAUGAACUAUGUACCUAUGUAUGAUACACAAUAAGAAACAUUUAUAAAUGUAUAGAAAAUUUAAUUAAGGGAGGAUAUGACAAAUGAUACAGACCCUAUCGUGUAUCCGAAAUAGUUGCUGAGUAACAGGCUCUUUUUCAUCUAUUCUGAGGAUUUGCGCAAAUUCGUGCAAAUUAACUUCUUCGUUAAAUCUCUCUGUUUUCUUCUGAACUAACUCCUCUUCCGUUUUGGCCGAUACCAAACUGUGGAAAUAAAAUAGCGUAUAUUGCAAGAUUAAUUACAUAAUACAUAUUUGUAUUUUUCUACACACAUGUAUUUGGUUUUAACGACAUACCCGAGUUUGUUACGAAGUUUAUGGGCUUCCACUAUGAUGGAUGCUCGUGGUAUGUUUAGCUGAUGAGCUUUGCUGAUAAUUCGGCAAUCGUCAUACGUAUAAUCUGACACGGGAAUCUGCAAUGCCCUAAAAAAUAAAUAAAAUUCCAUUUUUAACAAUGUAUUUUAAAAAAUACAAAUUUCAUUUUCAUUUCUUUUUCUAUUAAGUUUGAAUUCAUUAGAUUGUUUAUAGAUUUUAGAUUAAUUUUCUUAUCAGAUUUUUAUCGUUGAACAUGUUAGUAACUUAUGAACAUUCGACUUAAGUCAAACACGGACAAGUUAAAUGACUUUUUAGAAUUGAGAAACGCUUGUUUUGAGUAAUGAAAUGUACUCACUCCGCCAUAAGACGUCGCACGUUAUUUGCAUAAAGCUUGGGAUCUGUUUUCUCCGCUUCGCUUGGUUUGUAAACAGGAAGGAACUCUAUUUCACAACUGCUAUUUAGCUGUGUCAAUGUAAGCCACAGUAGCUUUAAUCUGAAAUUAAAAUUUUUGUUAUUUAACAUUUUGAUAAACAGAAUGUCAGCAGAUCUUCCUGUUCAAUUUCUAAAAUAUUCAAUUUAGUAAUUUUAAUUACAAAAAGACAUUUAGAAUAAGACGCUUACGCCCCAGGACCUUCCCAUGUCCAUGUUACGGUGUCCAAUUUGUUAGGAUAUCUGAUGCAGACUGGCUGAACAGGAACACCAGGAUAAAAUGCACCUGAUUUGAAAGUAAUAAGGCACGAUCGAUUUGUACAAGUACCUUCCGGGAAUAUCAUCACCUGUAGAAGAAAAUUGUUAAUUUGAUUUAAAUAUUUUUUAAUAAGGGAUCGAAGAUAAGACUUUAUUGUACAAGAUUCAAAAGGUUGUACACAUUUUCGAGCGAGGCAUCUCUUAAGAUGUUUCUAAUUAACAAAUAAUAACGCUAAUACCGAUGCUAAUUUGCAUUUUUGUUGCAGAUGAACGACUACCUUGCAAUUCGAUUUAGAGCGCUAUGUAAUUUAAAAAAAAAUUAUAUAUAAAUUAUAAAAAAAAAAUAUGUUUAAUUUAAAAAUUAUAAGUUACGCUGCUGUACUUGAAAAAUUUAUACGGAUCAUAAUAUCAAGAGUAAUUUUUAGAAAAUAAGCGACUGCAGCGAGUUCAUAAGCUUAUUUUUAAUAAAGGUACUAUUUUUAUGAGGGCUACCUGUGGCCAAUCCUCUUUUGAAGUAGCUCUUUCGAUAAUUUCCUUGAUAGUAUUUUGCCGUGAAUUCGGAUCUUCUCUCCAAACAUAGACCGGUUGUGUAUAGUUGAUAAGUUCUGCGA